This is a messenger RNA of Ipomoea nil (Japanese morning glory), 743 nucleotides long. RefSeq names its product guanine deaminase-like. The transcript has 5 exons. Lineage: Eukaryota; Viridiplantae; Streptophyta; Magnoliopsida; Solanales; Convolvulaceae. Gene Ontology annotation, biological process: purine nucleoside catabolic process. Gene Ontology annotation, molecular function: guanosine deaminase activity; zinc ion binding. Bases 92 to 622 code for a protein of 176 amino acids. The record is from RefSeq and is a predicted model, not a curated record.
AUAUAUAUAUAUAUAAAAUGAACUACAAAUAUUAAAUAUAAUUCUUACUACCCUUCUUCUCUCUUUCAAAUCUGAAAACAUCCACUCGUCAAUGGAAGAAGCCAAUGCAGCUACACAGGAUAGAGAUGAAAAAUUCAUGAGAAGAGCAAUUGAAGAAGCUUAUAAAGCUGUAGAAUGUGGUCAAGGAGCCCCAUUUGGUGCUGUUAUUGUUUGCAAUGAUGAAGUUGUUGUUAGCUGCCACAACAUGGUGUAUAACAACACUGACCCUACUGCUCAUGCCGAGGUCACAGCUAUAAGAGAGGCAUGUAAAAACCUGAACCGCGUUAAGCUAUCAGACUGCGAAAUAUAUGCGUCUUGUGAGCCAUGCCCGAUGUGCUUUUCUGCUAUCCAGUUCUCGGAAAUGAAGAGGCUCGUUUACGGAGCCAAAUCAGAAGCUGCCAUUGCUGUUGGAUUUGAAUCUAAUAGUAUUAUUUCAGAUGCUCUAAGAGGUACUGCUUUGUAUCAGAAGGCUAACUUGGAGAUAAAGAGAGCUGAUGGUAAUGUGGCUAUUAUUUCAGAACAAGUGUUUGAGAAUACAAAAGAUAAGUUUCCUAGUCAUUCAAGAAAUGUAGAUUCUAAGUAAAUGAACAUUGGAAUUUGUUUGUGGAAAUGUAAUAUUUGUGAAGUGUGGAUCAGGAUACUGUGUUUUCUUUCAUUAACUAAUAUAAUGAAAUAAAUAAUAUUGGAUGUACUCUUGCGGUUUA